GGUGUUGCAUGACUCGACCGUAUCACGCCGUCAAUGGAACCUAUGAAUAGAAGUGGCCAACGGACUGAUCAUCGGUGUCAUCCCGCAUUAGGACAAGCGGAGCCAAAACGGACGCCUGAAGCUAUGGCCUAGUAUCUGUAUGUCUCAAUUAGGGUCCAACACGGCAUCAUCUGACUGGCCCGGAAAACGGGAAAAUCCCCCAGUGACUGCACCCCCGCAUCGAUCUCCGCCCACCGCAUGAAUCAAAUCCCAUCAAUCCAUCAGCAGAUGAGGAGACUGUCUCACUCUACCGUGGAUUUUUCCCCGCCGCAUCUUGUCUGCGAUUGCUCCGGUUUCAAAAAAAUAUGUCCAGGAAGGUUCUAUCAGGAUGUCUCCAUUCAUCGUAACCGAAACUACUAUACACGAUAGCAAUGUAGUAUCGAGGCAACGGUGGCGAGGCAACAGCCUGUGAAUGCUUCGAUACGAUGCCCUGAAAAAUGGGUAUAUAAAGCCUCUCGGAGUCCUUCCAAGAGCAUAUACAAUCCCAAGCAACUCGACUACACUCUCCAAGACUCAGAAGCCUUAGGCCCUCCCACCAUAUUCUCUCUCUCUCUCUUAAGCCGUCUUUUAACGACCGUUGUUCAAAACAUCCACCACAAUCAUGAAGUCCUUCACAGCCGUCUCUCUGCUCGCCCUCUUCUCCUCGGCUUUGGCCGCACCUGUUGAGCAGUCUACCGACGCUUCUACCGCCGCUACUAUCUCCGUAUCCUACGACCAAAAGUAUGAUGUUAGCGGCAGCUCUCUGACUACUGUUUCCUGCUCGGACGGUGUCAACGGCCUCAUUACCCAGGGCUACAGCGACUUCGGAUCUCUCCCAAGCUUCCCUAACAUCGGCGGCGCUCCUACCGUCGCCGGCUGGAACAGCCCCAACUGCGGAAAGUGCUACCAGCUCCACUACGCGGCCGGCAACGUCGACAAGUCCAUCUACGUGACUGCCAUUGAUGCGGCACCCGGUGGCUUCAACAUCGGCCUGCAGGCCAUGAACACCCUGACGAAUGGAUUGGCCGAGCAGUUGGGCAGAGUCAACGUGGACUACACUGAAGUCCCCCGCUCGAACUGCGGCUUUUAGGAGUGGAUGGGUUGUCUUGAUGGAUGGUCACGAUGAAUCAUGAAUUACAUGAUCCAAGUAUCUAAUUUUAUCUUCUUCUGUCUCUAUUUCAGCAUGUCAUAUAGCAUUAAUGCGUUACGCGGGAUAAUCCAAUCAAAGAACGUUGCAUUUGAUUCUGAAA
Molecule: messenger RNA, 1268 nt
Organism: Aspergillus pseudotamarii
Lineage: Eukaryota; Fungi; Ascomycota; Eurotiomycetes; Eurotiales; Aspergillaceae
Gene: aspf13
Product: allergenic cerato-platanin Asp F13
Exons: 1
Coding region: 641-1108 (155 amino acids)
Source: RefSeq, a predicted model, not a curated record